Molecule: messenger RNA, 751 nt
Organism: Ahaetulla prasina
Lineage: Eukaryota; Metazoa; Chordata; Lepidosauria; Squamata; Colubridae
Gene: STARD6
Product: StAR related lipid transfer domain containing 6
Exons: 7
Coding region: 119-751 (210 amino acids)
Molecular function (GO): lipid binding
Source: RefSeq, a predicted model, not a curated record
CAAGAGGCAACUGGACUUCUUGGUUUUUCUUUGGAGACGUUUCGCUUCUCAUCCGAGAAGCUUCUUCAGCUCUGACAGGACCAGCUGUCUUGAAGGAAGAUAGGAUAGGAUAGGUUAGAUGGAUUAUAAGGAAAAAGCUGAAGAGGUCUCCGCAAAAGUUCUUUUCUAUCUCCAUGAUACAGAAGGAUGGAAAGUGGUAAAAUCAACGAAACAAAUGGAUGUCCUGGCCAAACCUUCAACAGAAUUUCCAGGACUCCUAUACCGGGCAGAAGCAUUGCUGGAAGUACCCCCUCACGAAUUAUUUCCUUUUGUUUACCAGCCUGAGUAUCGCAGCAAGUGGGACAAAUCGUUGCAGUCGUAUAAAAUUGUAGAAAGAAUUGACCAGGACACCUUUAUUUAUCGCAGUAUUACUCACAGUUACGGCUUUGGGAUGGUUUCGCCAAGAGAUUUUGUCUAUCUGCUGCACGUAAAAACCUAUGAUGAAAAUUUAAUGACCACAAACUCCAUCAGUGUGGUUCAUCCCGAUUUUCUUCCAACUCCAGCUUAUAUUCGGGGCACCACUUUCUCUUCUGGCUACGCCUGUCGCCCACUACCAGAGAACCCAGAACACACCAAAUUUAUGAUGAUCGUCCAGGUGGAUCUGGGAGGGUUUCUAACGCCUUCAGUGAUCAAUUCCGUUAUGCCCAUGACCCUGGUAAACUUUGUGACCGAUUGCAAGACUGGAUUAAAGAUGUUAAAACAAACAACAUAA